AUGGGAGACUACGGCCCCGCGGCACCAGCACUCCACCCCAUUCCAGUGGACAGCCCGUCCCAGCCACAGCCCCCGCCCAGCGAGAUCUCAGUGUUGAUAACAGGGUUUGGUCCCUUCAAGACAAAUCUCGUCAACGCCUCCUAUUUGAUCGCCUCUUCGCUCCCGUCUUCUUUCACCUUCCCUUCUCCCAAGGGUGAUCAUGACCGCCGCGUCUCCCUUCAUGUGCACUCCACCCCGAUCCCCGUCGCUUAUUCGACGGUUCGCGAAACCCUCCCGACUAUCUUGAAGGACUACGCUGCUGCGCAUGGCGGUAGACCUAAUAUCGUACUUCAUAUUGGUAUCGCGUCGCCGAGGCCUUACUACUCGGUCGAGUCCCUAGCCCAUCGCGAUGACUAUAAUAUCACCGAUAUCGAUGGCCGUACCGGCUAUGAGGACGGUGAGAAGCGCUGGAAGGAGUUAGGCUUACCGCCUACCCUGGCACCGGGGUCUGAGGAAGGUAAGGAGGGCGUGUAUCCGCCGAAUGACCAUUUCCUGGAGACGUGGAAGUCGCUGGCUCCGGUGGAGACGGAUCUGCGUGUCUCCAAGGACCCUGGUCAUUAUCUUUGUGACUUUAUUUUCUAUACUAGCUUGUCGCUGGCUUUGAUGGAAGGUCGGGAUCGAAACGUGGUCUUCCUUCACGUUCCUGCGGCGUCGGAGGAUGCCGAUAUUGAUUUGGGACGGGAUAUUGCCCUGGCUUUGAUCAAGACUUUGGUGACCUGCUGGAUCGACGAGAAGACUGCAUGA
Penicillium cinerascens is the source of this 783-nucleotide messenger RNA. Its product is annotated as putative pyroglutamyl peptidase type I. Lineage: Eukaryota; Fungi; Ascomycota; Eurotiomycetes; Eurotiales; Aspergillaceae. The record is from RefSeq and is a predicted model, not a curated record. Bases 1 to 783 code for a protein of 260 amino acids. The transcript has 2 exons. Gene Ontology annotation, biological process: proteolysis.